CCUACUUGGGCCCUUAUAAUUGCUCCCUUCAUCUCUUGAGAGGCUACAAAUAGGGACACCCAGUUGGUAGGCUCCUACAACUGAAGCGGCAGCAGCAGUGCGAGGAUGUCCCGGCCCCUGGAGCAGGCAAUAGCUGCCAUCAUACUCACCUUCCAGGAGUAUGCAGGGCGCGGUGGGGAUAAAUACAAGAUCUGCCAGUCGGAGCUCAAGGAGCUGUUGCAGAAGGAGCUGCCCACCUGGACCCCGAGUGAGUUCCGGGAGUGUGACUACAACAAAUUCAUGAGUGUUCUGGAUACCAACAAGGACUGUGAGGUGGACUUCGGGGAGUACGUGCGCUCACUUGCCAGCCUCUGUCUCUACUGCCACGAGUACUUCAAAGAGUGCCCCCCUGAGCCUCCUUGUCCCCAGUAGCCUCUGAUCCAAAAGCGUAUGCUAGCUAUCCCAGAAGGGCAGGGUCUGCUCCAGUGCUCCAUCUUUGUCCCCAAGGUGGUCCUGGGUGUGUGGCCACACCCUUCCCACUCUCUCUGUGGUACCCCUUCCAAUCUAGACCUGCCAAGUCCUUGACGUGCUAAUCCCAGCUACCCAUGAGCUUUAGAGGCUUUCCGAGGGAUGUCUAGGUAGUGAGGGAUGGCACCAUAGCCUUUGCUGCUUCUCUUCCUGGGAGGGAAUAACUUCUCUGCUCUUAUCUUGGAAGCUCAGCCAAGUGCACACAAUUGGGACCGCUGGGGUCGGGGCCUCCUCAACUCCCAAUAAAGAAAUGUCAUCAAAA
This is a messenger RNA of Mastomys coucha (southern multimammate mouse), 769 nucleotides long. It is a transcript of the gene S100a3, whose product is annotated as S100 calcium binding protein A3. Bases 106 to 411 code for a protein of 101 amino acids. Gene Ontology annotation, cellular component: cytoplasm. Gene Ontology annotation, molecular function: transition metal ion binding. Lineage: Eukaryota; Metazoa; Chordata; Mammalia; Rodentia; Muridae. The record is from RefSeq and is a predicted model, not a curated record. The transcript has 3 exons.